AUGGCAUUAUUUUUUAUUUUUGGAAUAUACGCGAGUUUCGGUGUUUGUGUUGAAUCUUACAAAAUUUUGGGAAUAUGUGCGCCACCUGCUUACAGCCAUUUUACUUUAGGUUUUCGUCUAAUGAAGGAACUAGCCGACAGAGGUCAUGAAGUGUCUUUUGUCAGCAGUCAUCCUCAGGAUACCCCGAUUAAAAAUUUGAGAGAUAUAUCCGUGAAGGAAAUUGCAGAACCUGUAUCUAAGUUUAUGGGAUCGUUUACAGACUUUGGCAAACUUUCAUACAUCCAUCAACUGGAAUUUAUAAAUAAAUUCGGAAAAGCGCAAACAGAAAUUAUUCUGCAGCAUAAAAAUAUUCAAUCUCUAAUGAAAUCGGACGAAGAAUUUGAUUUGGUAAUACUUUAUCAUUGGGUUAACGAUGCUUUAGCGAUAUUCGCUCACAAAUUUAAAUGUCCCUUAGUAAUUUUGGCAGCGUGGCCUUCAAGUAUAGUCGACAAUCAUAUCUCUGGAAACCCGUCUCCUAGCUCCUUUGUUACCCAUAUGAGAGCUGAAUAUGAUUCAAAUAUGAACUUUUGGGAAAGAAUUGACAAUACUUUUAAGCAAAUUGUUGGAGAAUUGAUGGUGCAUUUUAGAAUGAUCCCUACACAAAAUGAGGUCCUAAAAAAGGCGUUUCCCAACGCUCCUGAAUUAAGUACUAUCAUAUAUAACACUAGCCUUAUAUUAACACCAUUCCACCUAAGUUUAGGAGAUCCUAUACCUCUUCAACAAAAUAUUAAAGAAAUUGGAGGCUAUCACGUGACACCGCCUAAACCCCUGCCAAAAAAUGUACAAGAUUUUAUGGAUAGUUCGACUGAAGGUGUAGUGGUUUUCUCGAUGGGUUCAAAUUUGAAAAGUGACAUCUUUGAGACUGAUAAAAUAAAAACUAUUUUGAGUGCAUUUUCUAAGAUCAAGCAGAAAGUUUUGUGGAAAUUCGAAGGCGAUCUGCCUGAUAAACCACCGAAUGUUAAAAUUUUGUCAUGGUUGCCACAAUCUGAUGUCUUAGCUCAUUCCAAUACUGUAGCCUUCAUUUCCCAUGGUGGUCUACUGGGUACCACAGAAGCCGUUUACCAUGGAGUACCAAUACUUGGUCUUCCCGUAUUCUGGGACCAAGUGAAAAAUAUAGCUGUUGCUGUUAGAAAAGGAUAUGCUUUAAAAGUCGAUUUUUCUAAUUUAGAUGAACAUUCUUUUAGCAGCGCUUUACAAGAAAUAUUGGAUAAUCCAAAAUAUAGAAAUACUGCCAAGGAACGUUCUACAAUUAUGCAUGAUCAACCAAUGAAACAAUUAGAUAAAGCAAUGUUUUGGAUUGAAUAUGUUAUUCGUCACAAAGGAGCGACACAUUUGAGAUCAUCAGCUUUAAAUCUUCGUUGGUACCAACUGUACCUUUUAGAUAUUAUUAUUUUUGUUGUUUUUCUAAUUAGUAUAUUUUUAACUAGUUUUUAUUUGUUAAUUACCUGUGUUUUUAGAAAAAAUUAUUUUAUUAGUAGCGAUAAGAAAAACAAAUAA
Psylliodes chrysocephalus is the source of this 1536-nucleotide messenger RNA. NCBI's taxonomy places the organism in Eukaryota, Metazoa, Arthropoda, Insecta, Coleoptera, Chrysomelidae. The record is from the annotation of a GenBank genome assembly.